Messenger RNA from Varanus komodoensis (Komodo dragon), 2041 nucleotides. RefSeq names its product apolipoprotein A-I-like. Bases 419 to 1120 code for a protein of 233 amino acids. Lineage: Eukaryota; Metazoa; Chordata; Lepidosauria; Squamata; Varanidae. The transcript is spliced from 4 exons. The record is from RefSeq and is a predicted model, not a curated record.
UGCUCCCAGGCCUGUUAUCCACGCCAGCAGACAGCUUGGAAUUCACCUCUCGGGCCGGGCAGAGUCCAAGGGCCCAGCGUUGCGCAGAGGGCAAGACGGUGUCGCUGCCUUUGCAUGUAACAGCCGUUCCAGGAGGAAUUUGGACCGAAGGUGCGGUGCUGUGCUUGUCUACGGCUUAGGUCAGGGUGCUGCACUUCAGGCCGAGGGGCCAGAUUUGGCCCCGUGAUGUUCCACGUUUGGCCCCAACCCUUCACAAUGGCCAGUCACUGCUCUUGAGAGCUGCAUGCUGGAGCGGAAGAUUCGUACUGGUGGACACACUGUCGGGGGGCCCCAGUGCACUACAACUGACCGGCUACCUCAGAGAGAUUCCUAGGAAGCUCCAGGAAGCAAGUCCUGGGCCUGCCUUCGCCCCACCAGGAUGCUCCGGACCCCGCUGCUGCUGCUGCUUGCUCUUGCCCUCUUCGGUGGUUUCCAGGCCUCCUUUCUAAGCGAUGAAGCUCCCACGCUGCACCUGGAGCGGUUCUGCGACACCAUCCAAGACUACCUAGACAAGAUCUCCAAAGCCACUGGCGAUAACAUGGAGCCCAUCUGCAGUUUGGAACUGAGCAAGGAGAUCAACACCCGCAUCCGCAACGGCAUCCACGGUGCCCGGAGCUACCCGGGGAAGCUGCCGCUCGCCCUGGCACUCCAGCGCCUGCUGCGGGACGUUGCCAAGGAGCUGCAGGGGCUGAGGAGCAGGGUGCAGCCUUAUGCCGACGACCUGAAUCAGAAGGUGCAGGGCGGCGUCAGCUCGCUGCAGGAGCACCUGGCCCCGGUCGCCGGGGAGCUGCUGGAGCAGGUGGAGCUGCAGGUGCAGGCCCUGCAAGAGGCCGUCGCCUCGGGCACGAAGGAGCUGAGGCAGAAGGUGGAGGCUCUCCGGACCCAGCUGGGGCCGUUGGUGCAGGAGCUGAACGGCAGCAUCGAGCAGCGCGUCCAGGACUUCCAGCAGGGGAUGGGGUCUUUGGCCCAGCAGCUGCAGGGCCGCCCCAGCUGGGGGGUUCAACAGGCGCGCCAUAACUGGUACCCCUACGCGGAGGACCUCCAGAUCAAGGACCUCCAGGAGAAGGUCACGAGUGUCUAGCGUCCAGAAUAAUUUAAGAAACCUUUCGGGGGCAGCUGCUCUGGAAAUAGCUCAGUGGGAUGAGGAAGGAAGAUUGCUGUGGCUUACACAAAAAUCGUGAGCUUGGUGAGAGGAGAAGGGGUUGCAAGAGUCCCCCCACCCCGACUCUGUGACGCUGACCUCUGCCUGGAACCAUGCACUGCAGAGGCCAAUAAAAUUUCUAGCCACUAGUGGGCCUUCUUGCCUUUGCGGCCUUCAUGGGGGUGAGAGGAUGGAGAUGUGAGGAAAGAGGGAAUCAGAUUGGCAGGCAAGGGCCACUUUUAAAAAAAGAACUCAAAGUGGCUGACAGCAGCCCCCCCCCAUCAUAUUCUGUCAACAACAACCCUGCGAGGUAGGCUGGGCUGAGAGAGUGGCUGGCGCAAAGCCACCCACUUGGCUCCAUGACCGAGUGGGGACUUGAACCCGGAUCGCCUGCCUCCCAGUCCCUUGCUCUUAGCCACUAUGCCGCACUGGCUCUUUAGAGAAGGUCAUGUUUUUGUUCAGAUUGCCAUGGCUGGGGCCAAGGAGUUUGGCUGCGGAUCCAGCGCCCCUCUGAAGUCAAAAGACUUUGCUCACCAGCAAAAUCUUCUGAUGCAAAGUUGUAUUCUGUGUGUGGUGUCCGCCUUGAAUGUGACCCCACUAAGAUCCAAUGAUGUGGGGAAACAGAAUCAAGUUUCUCUCCCCAUCUAUUCCUGACCAUGCAUUAAUAUUGCAUUUUUAUCCUACCUUUUUUCCUCUUGCAAAAAAACUCCGGCUGGCUCACACUAUUUUUCUCUUCCUUCUUUCAUGUCCCCUGCUUAGUUCUCUCUUCCUAAACUAGGACAUUCCUGAACAUGAGCCUUUCCUUACGUCCUUCUUUAACUCCAUCAUUUUCCUUUGACAAUUUAUUCUCCCUAAGAGCCA